Salvia splendens (bonfire salvia) is the source of this 954-nucleotide messenger RNA. RefSeq lists its product as uncharacterized. The coding region runs from base 1 to 954 and encodes 317 amino acids. The record is from RefSeq and is a predicted model, not a curated record. NCBI's taxonomy places the organism in Eukaryota, Viridiplantae, Streptophyta, Magnoliopsida, Lamiales, Lamiaceae. Gene Ontology annotation, molecular function: protein dimerization activity. The transcript has a single exon.
AUGAAUUUAUUUUCUUCUAUUAAUGAUGUUCUUGAGUAUGUUGGGGAGAAUGGUUAUGAGGAUGCACAUAGGGCUGAAGCUUUGGAUGUGCAAGAAAUUCUAAAUCAUUUUGAGUUUAUCUUUGUGUUACAUCUUAUGAGUAAACUCUUGGGAAUCACACAUGAUCUCUCUCAAGUUCUACAAAAGAAGGAUCAAGACAUUGUUAAUGCUAUGAAUCUUGUCAAAGUAGCAAAAACACGUUUACAAGUAAUGAGGAAAAAAGGUUGGAAGGUGUUGCUUACUGAAGUUACAAAGUUUUGUAAAACAAAUGAGAUUGAUGUGCUUGAUAUGGAAGAUGAGUGUGUAGUUAGAGGAAGAGGAAGGCGUAAAAUUGAGAAAAUAAAAAAUCUCCACCAUUAUCGAGUUGAGUUAUUUUAUUCAGUCAUUGAUAUGCAAACUCAAGAGUUGAAUCACCGUUUUAAUGAAGUCAACACAGAUUUACUUCUGUGUAUGACAUGUUUUGAUCAUAGAGACUCAUUUUCUACAUUUGAUUCAGAGAAGCUGCUUCGUCUUGCCAAGUAUUAUCCAUCUGAAUUUUCUGAAGUUACUUUGUAUGAGCUUGAAAGUCAGCUUGAUAACUUUAUUUUUGAUGUGCGCACAGAUGAAAGGUUUUCAAAAGUAUCGGGAAUUACAGGUCUUGCUCAGAAUAUGGUUUCUACAAGGAAACAUGAGAAUUUUCCGUUGGUUUAUUUGUUAAUUAAGUUGUCAUUGCUCUUACCCGUUGCCACUGCUUCAGUAGAAAGAGCUUUUUCAGCAAUGAAGCUCGUUAAGACUUCUCUGCGGAAUCGUAUGGGAGACCAGCUAUUGAAUGAUUGCUUAGUUCCUUAUAUUGAGAAGGAUGUGUUUGUUAAUGUAACUAAUGAAGCUAUUAUGCAGCGGUUUCAGAAGAUGAAAAGUAGAAGAGGAGUGUUAUAA